UACCAACGAAAAGUUAUCUUCCUCUAUCUUUCUACAAUAUUGUAUUGAAACCCGCAUCAUUUGCAAUAUAUUUCCCAAUUAUUUAAAAUUUUGUACAUUAACCAUACAGAGUCCCCCACCCCCUUAAUUUUUAAAUGUACAAGAAUCUAAUUUCCAAUAUGGCGGCAAAUUUUGCCAAAAUUACAACUAUAGGUAAAAUACAUUUUAUAACGUUUAAUUCAUUUCAAAAUAAUGUUUUAUAAUAAUUUAUCUUUCCUUCUUAGCUGGAAUUCGUGCUACACGUCGGAUUCAUAUUGUCACAUCAUACAACAACAAACUGUAUAAAUUUGUACGUACAAUUUAAUACCUACAAUGUAUUAAAUAAUAGAAAACAGUACAAUAUAAAAGAAAAUCCAUACUAAGUUUGUACAUUUUAAAGUAUGAAACGUAUUUUACCAAAAGGAAGCAAUACAAAAUAAAGCCAGCCCUACUCUACAGAAGAGUUUAAUUAAAAAGCACCAUCAUGCUCUAGCCUGUAGGUGGUCAAUUAUUAACCAGCACAGAUAGUUACAACUUGUCAGAUAAAGAAACGAGAUUCACUAUAAUUUCCUUACUCUUAUAUUAAGUGUUAACAUUUUUAUGGUUGACCACGAACUGCUGCCCUGUAAUGCUUGAUCAAAGCCACCAAAAUGGCAAAAAGUGAUAUCAUUGAACUUUUUUCCUAAUCAAGAUAGGUCAAACAGGGUCUAGGAAAAAAAUUCCAUGUUGUACAAUGUCUCAAGAACCACCGAAGAAAUAUGAUUUUGUGAAAGAAAGUAGCAAGAGAGGUCCAAUCAGGUGGACUGGAUUGAUUGCCACAGUUAUUGUGGGCGGAGCUGCUGUGUAUUAUGUGAAACAAGCAAAAGACGAAAUGGAAAAAAGUAUGCUGGUGAUGUUUGAAUAUUUUCAUAGAAAGCAGGAGCAGCAUGCCUGCUUAUAUACCCCGAGAUUCCUUUGUUAGCCUGCAAGAUGUGGGGUGCUUUCCAUUUAAUGAUUGGACCAAUCACACCAAGGGGGGAGGGGGGUGGAAGUCUACUACUGGAUGAGGGAGCUGUGUAAGUUUGUUUCUGGGUGAGGGGGUAGAAGUUUGUUUCUGGGUGAGGGGGGUGGAAGUCUGUUUCUGGGUGAGAGCAACUGCCACUCAACAAUUUCUAAUUAUUAAUAACUGCAACAAAGCUGCAGCAAUGAUUUUACAACCUUGAAGGAAGAGCUUAAUAUGCUAUUAUAUUUCAACAAAUGUUCAUAUUUAUUAAACCAAACAUUUACAACAAGAAGAGGGUCAACAGAAUACACUGCUGACUUAAAAUCUCAUCCCCAACCAGUUUCGCAAAGCGGUCGCCACUUGUAUUAACAGAAACAUUAUUUUGUGAUAGCAAUACUGAAAGUCAUUCAAAAUGUGCCCUGAUUUUGCUAGAACGAGAAGCAGAGAAACAGAGGUCAAUAGGGAAAGCAGCGAUUGGUGGACCAUUCACCCUUGUGAACCAUGAAGGAAAAACUGUGACAAAUAAGGACUAUUUUGGUCAUUGGUUGAUCUUAUAUUUUGGCUUCACACAUUGUCCCGAUAUCUGCCCUGAAACCUUAGAAAAGUUACAAAAUGCGUUGGAUAAAAUAGGUAUAGUGUAGUUCACAAUUGUGGCUAAUUUGUUAGUUCAUUUCACAAAGUGGGACAGUGAGACAUUUGAUGGUGGCAACUCUAAAUGGGAAAGAUGGUUACUGAAAAGACUAAAUUAUCACAAUAUAGUCUUGAAUGAUCUGUGGCAGAGUAGGUAGUGGCAAUAAUAAGAAAGAUUUGGAUUGAUAGGGAUACAACUCCCUUACAAAUACAAGGAGAAUUUCAACGUUUCGAGCAAAGGCACUUCAUCAGGAAGUUAGGAGUACACUAACUUCACUGGAAAUUAAUGUUGAAGUUCUCCUUAGCUCUCUAUCAAUAGCAUAGAAAUUGUUAAACAAUACAUGUUGUUGUUUUGAAAUAGACAGUACAAAAGAUGCCCCAGACAAAGUUCUGCCAAUAUUUAUCACAGUGGAUCCUGCACGAGAUGACGUCAAGACUGUUGCUGAGUAUAUUAAAGGUAAAGAAAUGAAGAGCUUUUUCAUUCUUCAAAAGAAGCGAGUUUUGUUCAUUUUCUUAUUUUCUUUCAGAUUUUCACCCAAGAUUGGUUGGUCUAACUGGCACAGAAGAACAAGUGAAAGCAACAUGUAAAGUUUACAGAGUAUACUACAGUGCAGGCCCUGCUGAUGCUGACAAUGAUUAUAUAGUAAGUAUCUAAACUAACUUUACUGGAUAUCAGUUAUAAAUUGUUCUCCCAAGAGCUUCCAGUAAGGUACCUCAAGUACACCUGAACAGAACCUAUGGUGUUAGGUAGAAUAACAGUUUAUAAUCACAAACAUAUAUUACACAGAUCCAGUCAUCAAGAUGAAAGACACAUCAUGGUAUACCUAACUCACCUUGUUUUUCUUGUAGGUUGAUCAUUCAGUGAUAUUAUAUCUUGUUGACCCAGAUGGAGAAUUUGUUGAUUAUUUUGGUCAAAAUAUGGAUGAACAUGAAAUAGCUAAUACAACAAUAAGUCAUAUGUUAAAGUAUAAGUUUGGAAAUAAAAAAUGAGAUAAUUGUGUGUGUGACAAUUAUUUAUAUUUGAGAUACAAGAAAUUACACAAAAAUGUUUUUAGUCUUCUUUAAUUAUAUAUUGAAAUACUGAAUAGAACACACUGUUACAACAUGGUAUAUCAAACCAUGAUCAAAGCUAUUUUCAGAAGGAAAUUACUUUACAUGUUACAAUGGAUUAUAACACUAUCAAUAAAAAUUGUACAGUUUCUAUUGCAGUGGAAUGACACAAUGUACUGUAUUGCUUAUAAUCGCAGGUUAAUUAAUAGUGUAUGCAUUAAGGGACCUACAAUUCUAUUUAUAGUUCUUCUAUAACAUGAACUAGAUUUAUGUGAGUACACUUUACUUUACAACUUUGCGAGUUAAAUGUAUAUUACAAAACUGCACUUCAAAAACACUAAUGGUAAUUGUUAGUACAAUACACAAAGAUACAAUAUCUGUAAUGAAAAAUACAUCCGAGUUGGGGUAAAAAAAACAUUCAUAAUAAGAUUUUGUGGUGGUCUGCAAUUUAUCUAUCAGCCAUGAUGAGGACAAUACCAAUAAGCGCCAUAGCAACAGUAGUCCACCCUGCUCCAUACGACCAACUGAAGAAGACGUCAUUCUCCCAAAGUUUAAAUGUGUAGAUCAUCAUUGCAAUAAAUGCACCAAGAGCUGA
Messenger RNA from Paramuricea clavata, 3275 nucleotides. The record is from the annotation of a GenBank genome assembly. NCBI's taxonomy places the organism in Eukaryota, Metazoa, Cnidaria, Anthozoa, Malacalcyonacea, Plexauridae.